This is a messenger RNA of Canis lupus familiaris (dog), 1598 nucleotides long. Its product is annotated as SLAM family member 9-like. The transcript is spliced from 8 exons. Bases 449 to 1375 code for a protein of 308 amino acids. NCBI's taxonomy places the organism in Eukaryota, Metazoa, Chordata, Mammalia, Carnivora, Canidae. The record is from RefSeq and is a predicted model, not a curated record.
CCGGGAUGGGGGCAGAGCCACUGGUUGCCCCUCCCCUUGAAGUGACCAGGGACUGAAAUGUCCAGGUCUGGACUCCAACCAGGGGUUUGUACCCACAAGGCUCAGGGACGACCUGGGAAGGGAUCUCCCAACAGUGGAUGCUUCCCCAGCCUCACUGUAGGCCCAGAUGGAUCCAGCAGGGAGGCAGCCUGCCAUGGGCCCCUGCUCAGGGGACCCCCAACUGGGCGGGGCCUCCUGGCUCCUGGGACUCACCAGCCUCCUCCUCACCCCGGGGGCAGCGGAAUGAACACAGAAGCUUCUGGCAGAGGCCAGGCUGGGAGCCCUGACCCUGGCUGCCUGGCUGCAGGACGGAACCCCCAGCAGGGGCGUCUGCAGCACUGGCACCCAGGGUUCUGCAGCCCAUGGUUCUGGAGUUGAGGAUUCUGGAAACCCCGUUUCCCUGAAGGGGAUGCAAGGAGCUUCUGUGUUGUUUCAAGUGCUCAGAAACCCAGACUUGCCUGCAGGAGUCGAGCUGGAGAAGAUGACCUGGGGGAUCUCCUCCGGGGCAAACUACACAACCCUGCUGCAGGUCUCCCCUGGGGCACGCGAUCCAGAAUGGGUCAACUUCCAGGACAAGUUCCAGAAGAGGGUCCGUGUGCUCAACAUUACGACCCUGAGGAUGAACAACCUGACCCUGGAGGACACUGGGCUGUACCGGGCUCGGGGCUUCUACUCCAGAGGAAGACAAUACGACCAGGAUUUCCACCUGACUGUGUAUGAGCCCCUGCCCCUUCCCCAGAUCUGGGCCAAGGAUCGGUUCAUCACCCCAGGCUGGUGCAAUGUCACCGUGAAGUGUGACACCAUGGGAACCAGGGAGGACCUGACCCUGUCCUGGGAGAGGAAGAGACUCCCCAGGGAACUGGAACAACGAGUGGCCCCAGGACCAGCUCCCAACCCCUGGACCCUGGCUCUGAGCCUGCCCCUCAGCCAGCCCAGCGCCAGCCUCACCUGUGUGCUCAGCAACCAAGAGGACCAGAAAACUGUCACCUUGGACCUUGGGGACAUCUGUGGUCAUGCAGAUCCACAGGGACAGGCUGAUGCCUCCCAACUACCCAGCAUCCUGGGGACUGUUGUGGUCCUGCUGCUGAUCCUGGGAGCUGGACUGUUCCUCUGGAGGACACGAGUGAAGAAGAGCCUGGAGCCUGGGAGAGGUGCAGGGUCGCAGGAGGAGCAUAGGGAUCCCGAUAGUGGCAUCUACUAUGCAGAGCUGAGCCAGCAGGGGUCUGGAGACAGCAGGGACAAGGGUAGAGGUGCAGCACAUCUGGAAGGGAACAAGCCUCUCACUACUGUCUACAGUGAGGUCCGCAGGGCAGGCGUGGCCCUGAUGAGGAUUUAAUUGGAAGAAGCCGGAGAAUCCCGCCCUCCGGGGACAGCUGUCUUGGGAGCAUGAUGCCUGCAGCUCUGGUCUCACCUCUUCCUCCUCUGACUCCUCUGGUGAGGGACUGGCUGGUCCAAGCAUCAGUUAGUGUCUAUGCUAAGUGGUUCUGCACACGUUUGCGAUUAGACAUCUGUAGGUCUUUCAAGAGGGGAAACUGAGUAAAUAAAUUGACAGAAACAUG